GACGCCCCCUAUAUAUACCCAACCUCUCACCCCCCAGCGACCAGACUAACACUGCCACAGAUUAAUUCCACACUCUUCAAUCUUCACUCUACUCACCUCCUCGAUGCGUUUCCUACUCUCUCUUCUCCCUCUCCUCGUCCUCCUCUUCUGCUCGCUGUACUCCGCCUCCGCCGCAGGGAAACACCACCCAGCAUCAAAUAUCGUCCGUUCAUCAUGUCGCCACGCCACUUACCCCAAAAUCUGCCUCCGCACUCUAUCCAACUACGCCGGCCCCGCCAAGACCCCCCGCGACCUCGCCCAGGCCGCUGUGAACGUUAGCCUCGCCCGCUCACUCCGCGUCUCCGGCUUCCUCGCCCAGCUCUCCGCCUCCUUCAAGGGGACGAAGCUGCAGCUCUCGGCGAUCGGCGACUGCGUGGACCUGAUGUCGACGUCGGUGGACGAGCUGAGCGAGACGCUCGCCGAGCUGCACCACCUCCGGAAGGAGACGUUUCGAUUCCAGAUGAGCAAUGCCCAGACGUGGCUGAGCGCCGCCCUCACGGAUGACGAGACGUGUCUCGAUGGGAUUCAGGAGGCGAAUGUGAAGGCCAAGGCCGUGGAUGUGAAGCGGAAGAUUACGAAUUCGGCUAGGGUUACGAGCAACGCGCUGUACCUGAUCAAUCGCCUCGACAAGAGCAGCAGAUGGCCCAGAUCUGGACCUUGAUGAUGAUCUGAUGAUGGACGGCUGUAAUUCUGUCAUUAUGGGUAUCAGUGUCAGUCCAUGCCGCAAUUGGUAUCGUACUGUUUUACUUCAAGUUGUACGUAUGAUAUUAACGAGUAUAGUAAUGAUGCUA
This is a messenger RNA of Malus domestica (apple), 830 nucleotides long. RefSeq names its product pectinesterase inhibitor 3-like. Gene Ontology annotation, molecular function: enzyme inhibitor activity. Gene Ontology annotation, biological process: negative regulation of catalytic activity. The record is from RefSeq and is a predicted model, not a curated record. NCBI's taxonomy places the organism in Eukaryota, Viridiplantae, Streptophyta, Magnoliopsida, Rosales, Rosaceae.